Molecule: messenger RNA, 1360 nt
Organism: Dacryopinax primogenitus
Lineage: Eukaryota; Fungi; Basidiomycota; Dacrymycetes; Dacrymycetales; Dacrymycetaceae
Exons: 7
Coding region: 1-1254 (417 amino acids)
Molecular function (GO): protein serine/threonine phosphatase inhibitor activity
Source: RefSeq, a predicted model, not a curated record
AUGUCCCACAUACGCCGUAACUCUUCAGUCCGUUUCCCUCCUUCACCAGCUUCACUCCGCUCUCCUUCUCUUCCCCUCGCAGACCUCCCUCCUUCUCCUCAACAACCAUCAUCAAAAUUCCAGGAAUACCUCGUAUCAUCCCCUCUACGCGCAAUCCACCUCAUCGACGAACCCGCUGUCGUCGUCAGUGGUGAUGCGGCCGUAGAAGACGCAUGUGCAGAGCUGCUCAAGGCGGGCCCGGGGGCGUGCUUGGUUGUCCAGUCCUCGGACGCAGAGGGAGUGCACCAAGAUGGGCUAUUUGACUACGCAGACGCAAACUCCUUCCUCCUCUUGGGUCUCAACGCCCGCUCUCUCUCCUCACCCACCGACCCCCGUGUAUCCCAGAUCAUCCUCGCAUCCCGUCAAGGUGUAGUCCCUAUCCGUCUGGCGUGCAACAUCUCCCAGAAGAACCCGAUGGAAGUGAGAGAGGAAGACGCUUCCCUCGAAACGCUUCUCCAGAUCUACAGCACCGGCACGCACCGCGUGGUCAUCCAACCCCAACCCCCGACCCAACCUCCCAAAGGCCUUGCCACAGACCUAUCCCUCAUCUCCCACCUCCUCCACACCCCCGACCCGUCCGUCCACUCCCUCCUCUCCCUCCCCCUGCAAUCCCUCCUCCCAGACCCUCCAAACCCCGUCAUCGCCACUUCUACAGACUCGACGAUCCUGGAUGCGAUGACGCUCAUGGACUCGGAAGGGGUGAACAGCGUUGCCGUACUGGACGCCAACGGGAACCUGCAUUCCGCAGUGAGCGUGACGGAUAUCGGGAGGCUUGUCAUCCCUAGCUUGAGCAAGGACGUCCUAAGCACGAAACUGGGAGAGUUCGUUCAGAGGAUCAAGUGGUCUGCGGGGGAGACGGACGGGAGAGAUCAUUUUCCUGUUUAUAGCGUGCUUACGAGCUCGACUCUGGAGUAUAUGAUGGAGAAACUUGUUGCUACAAAAGCCCACAGACUGUUCCUAGUAGACGACCCCCUCGUGCCGACCUCUCCAAGCCGGUACGGAAACCUCCGGGGCGUCGUCUCCGUCGUAGACAUCUUAUCCAUCUUCGCACGCCUAGCCGGGCUGCCAGACGUCGACCCCUUCCACCUCCGCCGCAAACGUCGUACGAGCUCUACGAGCUCUCUGUCUAGUACGCAUAGCCGGUCGAGCCUGGGCUUGUUGGGUACGGGGGGGAGUAGUGUGACUAGUUUGGGAGAAGGAGGAGGGGGGAAAUGAGCGAGCGUGUGGGAGGGGGGGCGGGGGGGGGACCAAUUGCCGAACUAUCAACCACCAACCACCAACCACUGAACCACCAACCACUGAACCACCAACCACCGACUAU